UGGCUGCAGUGGGCGACUGUCGGUCGAUAGCGAAUAAAAAAUCCUGCAGACGCUCUCAUCAAGACUUAUUUUAACCAGAAUUAUGAAUCGGCACCAAGUGCUGACUGGUGCUGUCAAUACUGGAGAUCACUGCUACGCUGUAGGAAGUGUGGAAGGUAUCAACUUCACGGCAUAUGCUGCAGGGUGUGACAUUGUCAUUUUAGCUAGUGAUUUUCAGCGAGUUCAGAUAAUCCCUGGUGCCACUCAUGGUAACAUUCAAGUCAGCUGCAUAGACUGUUCUAUAGACACAGGAAAGGUGAGAUAUUUGGUGACUUUGCAGUAUACACAGAUAAAUACAAAUAAUGACCUAUAUAGGCUUAUUCAGGGUUUAGACUACCAGUGGUACCAGACAGGCACAUUUGAAGCAGACUCCUAUAUUACAUGUCUCUCAUGGAACCUAGAAGGCACACGUCUCCUGACUGGUGGGGAGCAUAUUCAGAUGUGGCGUUGCCCUGACGAUCAUCAUGAAGAUGACUCCCAUCAUGGUGGUGGCGGAGGAGGAGGAGGAGGAGGCAGUUUCAGCAUUGGUGGAGAUGAUGGUGGCAACGAUGUGUUUGGAGUAUCAUUUCAUGUUGGAGAUGUGGAUGAGCCUGAAUGGCAUUGUAUAUGGGAAUGUAAAACUGCCACCCCUGUUUUUCACCUGCAGUUUUCUCCAGAUGGACUGCUGUUUGCAUCGGCUGGGAAGGCCGACAGACUUGUCAAAAUAUGGUAUGAAGAUAAGAAAGUGCAAUUGCCAGGCUUUAGAAUGGACAGUUUCAGUCCCCAGAAGACAGAGCUGAAGUUUUCUUUUAUCUACAUUGCCCACCCGAGAGCAGUAACUGGGUUUUCAUGGAGAAAGACCAGCAAGUACAUGCCACGAGGGGCAGUUGGCAAUAUGUUGGUAACAUCAUGUAGGGACAACAUAUGUCGUAUCUGGGUGGAGACAAUACUGCCAGACAAUGGACUGGUGGACCUGCACCAGUUUGAUCCCACUGCCGCCACCAACCCAAAGUACAGGACACAUAGACACAAGAAUAAAUUCAUCCAAAGGAUUAACCACAUCAGGAAUGCCCUUCACAAAAGAAAGCGACAUAAAAGAUAUCAUCAGCAGCCAGUAGAUGGCGAUGGUGUUCUCCCACUCCCAAGCAUGAAGAGUACUCACGAUUUCCAUAAAUUUGGUGUCCAUGACAUUCUUGGCAUUUCUCCAGGAUUUCAUUUUCAUUUAGCUGCUAGUAUUAACCCAGAAACAGAUAUCCCUCUUCUCCCAGCUGUACAGGGCAUGAAGGGCAGCAAGGAUAGCAACUUUGUGGUCCAUUGGCUGAAUAACAAGGAGUUCCAUUUCUCACUAGAAGCUGAGAAAAUUUUAGAAAAUAUCUUUAAGAAAGCUGCGGAGACAGAAAAGAAUCAGAUGAAAGAAAAGGAGAAGGCAGGAGAAAGUCAUGACAGUCAUUAUAGUGAUGAUUAUGACCAUCACGAGGAACAUAAGCAUGAGAAGAAAAAGAAGAGAUACUCUCUAAAAUUAAAGCGCCAUCACAAGGAUCAUCACAAAGACAAGGAGCAUCACCGCCAUGAGAACGGCGAUGCCAAUGAUCACCAUCAUGACAGUGACAAACACAGAAGUUCCGGCAUGUAUACAGUCCGCAGUGAUGUUUCUAUGACAUCACAUGGAUCCAGCAAUGUUUUAAAUGAUACUGAACCAGUGAAGACUGUGCACUUCUCUGAAUCAUCUUGUAACAGUGGUGAAACUGUUGUUCCUCAGGUGACAGCUAAUGAGGCUUUAGACACUAAGAUAGAACAGUUGCUACUGGACUGGCAUCAGAGUGCUGACAUGUUGUUCAGCAUUCACCCUGUGGACGGGAGUUUUCUUGUGUGGUUAAUUGACUGGCUGGAUGAGUACAUCCCUGGUUCGUUCCGCCAAGCACAGGUCAGUUUUUCCUCCAGAAUUCCUCAUGCUCUGCCCCAGGCUGAUGCUCUCAAUAUGCACCCUCACAUGGAGCUGUACUGCAAGCACAGCAAGAUGGAUAUCCAGUCAGCUCUCUACAUGCAUCAGGAGACACUGGAGAGUUCCAGUGGAAGUUGUUUGUCAUUCAGUUCAGUGAGGGGGGAAAGAGAAGACCAAGACAGAUCCAACUGUGAUAGCUCCAUUCUACCAAUCAUAUUAAUGCUUUCAAAACACCAGGAUGGGUCUCUGAACCAGUGGCAAAUCAGCUUUGCUGAGACAUCAAAAUUUGCGACUGUGCUAAGCAUAUCCCAUGUGGCACGGGCAUGUGGGCAUCGUUUCCGCACAAACACUGCUGCGUGUCAUCCUGUGCUUCCAUUGCUUCUUACAACGUCACAUCAUAAUAUGCCAGAGAGUUCAGCGACCUCGGAGGCAAAUUGUAAGCAGGGCUGGGAGCCUGCAGGUUUUUGUAGUGAGUUGAUAUUGUGGAGAGUUGAUCCUGUGGGACCAUUGUCCAAAUUAGGAGGAAUAACAGAACUGGCCAGGAUUAAUUCCCCUUGCUUAUCAGCAUUUUCUAGUGUUGCUUGGCUUCCGACAUUAUUACCAAGCUAUAGUCUAGGUUCUAAAAGCAACUCUCCCAGUGCGUUAUUUGUGGCCAGUGAUGGCAGCUGCCUACGUGUGUACCAAGCUGUGAUAGAUGCCAGAACUCUCAUGGUAGACAAACAGAUCAGAAGGGACACUGAGUCCUUUGCAAGUUUUACCACAAUGUCAGAUAGUAUGGAUAUGAACAGUGGUACAACCCUGGGAGGCGAGUUCAACAUAGUCAGCCUCCAGUCUACUGCCAGACCAGGCUGCAUCAUAGAGCUUGACAGCCUCACAGAUGCUGUACAGGACUGGCACAAUACCCAGCUCUUGCACAUUUUCCAAGAGCAGAUGGUCACUGGCAGGCUGCCCCCUAGCCAUUCGGACCAUGCUGACCAGGCCAACCAAGAAGCCUUUGUGGACCUGAGGUACCUGUCCAUGUUUGAGGAGAACUUCUACCUUGUGGUGGUAGAGAAAGUGCCCAGUGAGCACCACUCUGUCAUCCAUAUGUGGAAGAUUGUGAUAGCCUCACAGCCAGAUUUUCCUGGUCAGAAAACUGAAGGUAAUCGUGGCCCAGAGACUGAGAACACGCGGUAUGAAGAUGACAGCUCUAUUAACUCAGAUAUCAGUGAUGCCCAGGAUGGGACCACAUCAAGAGAAACCAAGAGACCAAAGAUCAAUAUAAGCACUACCAAAGAGCCUGAUUCAAAGCAAACGGAAUUAUAUGGUGAAGCACAUGUCUCUAUAGAACAUGUGCACUCUCAAAAGCUUCAUCUACCAGAGGGGAUCGAAAUCACCUGCGCUCAAGUGGCAGCUGGUCACCUGAGUAGUUCAUCCAUCUACCCAGCAUGCUUUGCUCCGUACCUUAUUGUGACAGCUUGCUCUGACCGGGUGCUAAGGUUUUGGAGGUGUAAGACAACAGUGGAUAAGGAGAGCAAGACGGAGAGCUUUGAGUGGCUAGAGUGGGAGAUGAUGAUAAGGACAGAGGACUCCAGUGCAAUACAUAUUCCAGGUCGUCCCAUUAGUGUGAACUGUGCAUACAGUGGUCGUGUAGCUGUGGCAUACAGGACAGGACAUGUCAGAGCACACACACAUAGACCUGAGGAUAAAGUGAUCAACUGCUGUGUGGCAAUAUAUGAGUGUGAAUCAACAGGUGGCUCAGAGUGGACACUAGAGGACACCAUUCAACUGAACAACAUCCCUAUACCAGACCCCAAAACUGAGAUAGACCUCAGCUACAUCAACGACGUGGAGAAGAGAUUGUCCCAUAUCAACUCCAAUGAAGAUUUCACAAAACUAAGUCUGGGGUUGGCGCCCUCUCAGUCUCACUCCAGUCUCACCCGCAUUAUGUCUAUACCCAGUUUAAGUACCAUCAAUAGUGUGAAACGAUCCAUAGGAGAGAAGGGAAAUAAAGCCGGGAUAUUAAAACAGAAACAUUUGGUGCAAUUAGACUGGGUGUCCACUGAGGACGGGUCUCAUAUUCUGACCGUCGGUGUAGGGUCACGGAUUAUGAUGUACGCCCCAGUGUCAAGUGAGAUCUCACAAGCAACACAGAAGGAUUUAUUGGCCAAGGUUGAGGCUAAUAGGAGAGGUAUACUACAGAAGAGCAAGUCUAUGACUGUGCAAAACUAUGUGCAGGAGAUUAGGUGGAUGAAGUUGCGUACUAUAGAACUAAGCACAGCAGAUGGUUUGCCACCACUUCCCAUGCACAUAACAUGGGCAAGAGAAGGGAUUUUGGUCGUGGGCAUGGACAAUGAGAUGCAUGUGUAUUCCCAAUGGAAAGGUCCCUGGGAGGGUAUCCUGGAUCACAUAGCAGCCAAUACCUACCACAGCCAGUUUUCAGACGAGGCAGAUUCGAGAACUUUACCAGAACAAAACCUUACCACUGCUGCUACCUCGGCUAAUCUCUCUAAGAUCAAGUCCACCACUGGGUUCAAAGUUUCAUACUCUGUGCCCAGCCUGAUAGCACUGCAGCAAGGAACAUCACCAAACAGACAGGAGUCAAGAUCCAUGAAGGUCCCUGAAGGAAGAAAACUAACACAAAAAGACAGCAGUACUAAUGAUUUUGUGAGUAAUAGAUUAUCAAUGAAGAAAUUGUCUAUGAAGCAGAUUGGCAACAUGGACGACAAUGACAGCACAACAAGCCUUACACUCAUCCAAGAUGUGGGGCUGUUUGAAGCAGCCAAGAUGGCCAACCCAGUGUUGCCACAGUAUCACCCCAAACAAAUCUUGGAGUUGCUCAACUUUGGGAAGCUGCGCCGUGUGAAAGCCAUUCUUGCUCAUCUGAUUCGGUGUAUAAGUGGUAGCAAUGGGACCCAAGGAGGCACCAUGGACAAUUCUGAGGAGCCCUCCAGUAGCAGUAUACUACAGAGGUCUAUAUCAGUGGGCAGUCCCGGGGUAGAGAGGGGCCCUGCCAUACCAGAGGAGACCCACCUUGACUACAUAGAGAUCACAUCCAUUCCUCCCCUGCCACUCCAUGCACUACUAGCUGCUGACAAUGCUGUGAAUGAUAAUGCUGGAAAUGCUGUAGAUACUCAUGGUACUUCAUUACAAGGACAAGACUACUCGGACCUAUUCAAAACUGACGUCAUGUCUGGGGACGACCCUUUUGCAGAUGACCUGCUCCAUGACGGUAGCCCCACUGUACGUAUUCGAUCCAGCUCAAAGAGCCAAGCCAACCAGCAUCACUUUGGGUCAGCUGAGGCCACGCUGCUGACCAACCAUCUGACCCAUAUCCACUUGCCUGGACUGUCCAGUCUUGACCAGAUGUACCUGCUGGCCCUUGCAGAUACUGUGGCCAGUAUGAAGUCUGAGAUGAGUGAAAAAGAUUUGAGCCAAAGUCACAGUUUUGUGGGAUCUCUGCGUGGCAGCUCUGCUACCAGUGGCUAUGCUUCAGCUGGAGGGACUCCUGUUGUCACAGAUGCUGUUGACGAGUGUGGUCUUCGUUUCCUACUGGCCAUGCGUCGUCACAUGUAUUUGCUACGUAUCCUCCCCAUACGCUCAAGAACCAUGCUGCAUGCUCAAGGCCUGUCUCCAGCUGACGUUAUUUGGGCUUUUCAUUCAGAAGCUCAAGAGGAACUUCUGGCCAUGAUCCCCUGUAUGCAGAAGGAGAAGCCAACGUGGUCAGAGCUGAGGCAGUUUGGAGUUGGCUGGUGGCUCACCAACACCACCAUCCUCAGGAGAUGUAUAGAACAGCUUGCCAGAGCUGCCUUCCAGCAGAAGUCUGACCCUCUUGAUGCUGCCAUAUACUACCUGGCCAUGAAGAAGAAGAAUGUAGUGUGGGGGCUUUACAGGUCUGUGAACAACAAGAAGAUGGUGGAUUUCUUCAAGAAUAAUUUCUCUGAAGAUCGCUGGAGGAAGGCUGCUCUUAAGAAUGCCUUUGCACUGUUGGGAUUACAGAGAUUCGAACAUUCUGCUGCAUUCUUCUUGUUAGCUGGGGCCCUGAAGGAUGCUUUGGAGGUGUGUAUCAACCAGCUGAAGGACCUGCAGUUGGCUUUUGUGAUCGCCACCCUUCAUGAAACAGAACUAGGCUCGGAAGAAUCCAUGGCUCCCAGUGUAAAGAAACUCUUCUACAGGGAGAUCCUUGGACUGGAUGAUAAUGGAGAAAAUCCUGACCUGGAUAGAGUACACCCAGACCCCUUCCUCCGCAGCAUGGCAUACUGGAGGAUGAAGGAGUACAAAAAUGCUCUGAACACCCUCCUGCAGAAAACGUCAUCAAAUUUUCGUGGCGUUAACAGGAACGAUAUUGACUCAGUGGAAGAGGACGAGGAUGUUGGGUCAUAUGCUGCCAAAGCUAGUGUAUUUAAUUUUUAUAACUAUCUAAGGACUCACCCCUUGUUGAUACGUCAGCACCUGGCUACCACAGCCCAGGAGUCCCACACUACUGUGCUUCUGUCUGGAUUCAGCCAUGGUAGGAAACAAGAUGUGGUCUCAGACAAGCAUGUGUCAUAUGUGGAUACUAUCACCCCUAUUGAAAGAAGACUGUUCUUUCACACUGCUCACACCCAUUUGAAGGCUGGAUGUCCACUGCUGGCCUUAGAAGUGCUUACCAAGUUACCUGAUGUUAUAGCAAGGGAGGAAGAUGAGGAAGAGGAUUUUAUGAAAAAACAAUUCAGAAGUAAAUCUAUUGUAGACACAGGGACCCUGGAGUUACCACAGUCAGUACUAGCCAGCAUAGCUGAAGAUGCUGGCAGCCUGCCUAAUUCUAAAAACAAUUCUGUUGCAUCAUUUGAUUGGUCAACCCCCACAACACAGCAGAAAGCUGAUGCUUUUGAUUGGUCAACUCCUGUGACACAGCAAAAAGCUGACACUUUUGAUUGGUCCCAACCUCUGAAUAAAGGAUUGUCUUCUAGGUUUGAUGAUGAGCUUGAGAUGGACUUCAAAGUUAAUGGAGAUGAUGGAUCCUCAAGUGAUUCUUCUGAUGAAGGUGGCAUUGUAUUAAAAACAGAAAAGUCCUCUGAUGCAGACUAUGACACAGAGGCAGAGGACCAAACUGAAGGUGAUGUCGACACCAGCGACCAACACACAACAACAGAUAUCAUGGCACAGCAACUGAAAUACAUCGCCUGUUUGAAGAUUUUGAUGGAGAAUUUGUCCACUCUGGCCACAGGGUUUGAGGUGGACGGCGGUCAGUUGAGGUGUCACUUGUACACUUGGUUGGAGAAGGAAGUGGAGUGUUUGAAAACCCUGUGUAAUUAUGGAGGUGGAGAGCGUGAGACAGGAACCCAGCCAGACUUGAUGGAAACACCAGCUAGUUUAGCAGAGGCACAGCCUGACAACACAGAGAGUUGUGAAGAAGACACCUACACACCUGCCCGGCGUGCCAGUGCUGACAGUUUACUUUCACCACCAGCACAUGCCAGAGAGCGUCGACCCAGCAUUGCUAGCACUCUAGCUGAGGUGAUCAAAGUGGAGAAGAUGAACUUCGAGGCCAAGCUGGAGAGAGCGCAAAGGAGGAAAGAAUGGCUGAAAAUACAUCAACAUCUCUUAAGAACUUUUGCCACGUACUGCAGUUUGCAUGGAGCCUCGGGAGGAGGUUUGGCCUCUGUCAGAAUGGAGCUCACGUUAUUGCUUCAGGAGUUACACCAGGAUAAUGUCCAGAGACAGCUCCUCUCUCCCUUACCUUUCCCAACCACCCUCCCUCUCCUAUCUGCAGGCGUGGCCAGCUCAAAAACCGUCAUGGCGGAUCCAAUCCAACACCUGCAGAGCAUGACCUGGGAUAUUCUUCAGACAAUCAUCGAGUUCAAGCACCCUCCGUACAUUGAUAACAUGCUGGAUAGAGUGUUUGUGUUACGGAACCUGAGUGCUGCACUGUCAGCAUGUAUAUACCAGUGCCUGUGUGACAGCGAUAACUUUGUCAUCUCCAUGUCAGAUAAGGUGGAUGUAGGACUGUGGGGGUUUACAAGUACAUCUGUUGUAUACCAAGACACACAUCUCAUGGCUGGAGCCAUCAGGAAGAGGCACAGGAGUUUUGGCGCAGCUGAGGAGAAACCCAACACCUCACCUGGCAAGUGGCCAGGUGUGACCCAGCUCAGAAACUUACUGCACAAAGAGAAGGACAUCGACUGCCCCAAGCUGACCAUACUGUUGUGUGAGGCCCUGGUCGCGGUGUACGUCAGCCUGCUCAUCUACGCCAUGUCUAUCUACGAGGCCAACAUACUGUACAGGCUGAUAUCUCACCCUAUCAAUGAGCAGAUGUGGGGACUGCUGUUUGGAGGAGGGCUGAGACAGCUGGUGUCUAUGUCACAGGGGAGUCCUUUGAUAAGCUCCCUCAAAAAACCUGACUCAAAUGAAGCCACCAAGCAGAGGAUGAAAUUCAUGGGUCGGGUAAUGGGGAGGCCGCAGGAGCAGAAGCGCCCCCAGGAUAACAAGCCCUCGUAUCAUGAGAAGUUUGUGGCCCCCGAGAUGAGCAUGGUCAAUUAUUUCAUGGCAAAACCCAUGGUAGCCCGUGAGGAGUCUGGAGUGGACUAUGACAGCGAGGAAGAUGUAUUGGACAGCACCAGUGAGGAUGACAGCAGCGAGGAGGAGGAUUAUGAUUCUUACUUGUCUGGUCCUCCUAAGAAGGAAAAGGAGCCAGACCCCCGUAUGCAGGAACAUCUGGACCCAGACUCCUACAGUUGGUGUUUGAUGAGAUAUGCCCUGGUCAAAUAUGCCUGCCAUUCCUUCCUGACCUUUUUGCCAAUAGCAGGGCUAGAGCUGCAAGACCUGCCAGUAGCCUCCCCUCUCCUCCAUGCCACCUUGAAGUCACUGGAAAGAUGGCAGCUGACACUGAAGAGAAAACUGGUGCAGCAUGGAGGACCACCAGAUAACUACAUCCCUGGCUGUUAUAUGGAGCCUACAUCAGGCCCGGCCAUCCUCAAGUAUAAAGGCAUGCUAGAGCCUUACAAUACUCCAUUUGUGUUCCAGAAAUUAUGGGAUCAUCACAAUACUCCAUUUUCGUCCCAGAACUCAGCCAUGCCAGCCAAGAGACUGUGGAUGCACUUGGUGAGAACUGAGUACCUGCAGGAUGUCUUCAUUAGGUACAUCUUCAAGAAGAAGCAGGCAGGCUCAGAUAUGGUGGACAGUAGGGCCCUGCUAGAUGACCAUGACCUACCUCCAGUGGAGCCAGUGAAGAUUAUUCACAAGGAAAAUGAUGUCAUUGCUGCCUUCUGCAUCAACCAGGGUAACCUGAAUGUGCUAGCAUUAGCAACCCAUAAAGAGGUGAUUGAAAUAGAUAUCAACAGCAUUCUGAAUCCUCCAUCUUGGCUUGAAGAUGAGACAGAAUAUGACAUCGAGAACCUGCAGAAUCCUCAACAUGAACAUCUGGAGACUGGGGAGUUCCUAGUGAUCAACAACCCUCACGACAAGAUGAUGUCUCAACUGUCAGUGCCCACAGCUCCUGGGGCCCUCCCAGCACCCUCACAUAUGGCAGGGUAUACCAACAAGGGGGGCACAGUGGGUAAAGGGCUUCACCUACCAGGGCUUACAAAUCUUCAUCCACAUCAUGUGGUAGACCGCAGUAGACGGCUACUUAAAGUGAUGAACAAGAGACCAGUGAAUGAUGUUAGAGGAAUGGGUGCCCAUCCCCAUCUGCCAUAUUACUUGACUGGUUGUCAUGAUGGCAGUGUGAGGAUGUGGGAGUGGGGACAUGGCCAGUGUGUAGCCACACCCAGACAGGCAGGCAGCUUCCCCAAGGUCACCAGGCUACAGUUUAAUACUCAUGGAAAUAAGUUUGGAGUCAGUGAUGGUGAGGGGUCUGUGUGCCUGUGGCAGGUGGGAUUUGGAACAAAUAUGAACAAACCAUUCCAGAGCCUGUCUUGCCACAGUAAGUCAACCAGUGACUUUGAGUUCAUUGGCUCCUCCAGCCUGCUGGCAUCUUCUGGACACUCUUCUGAGAGCAAGAAUGUCUGUCUCUGGGACACACUGCUGCCACCUAGGAGCUCACUUGUCCAGGCCUUUGUGUGUCAUGAGCAUGGCAGUCCUUGCUUGGUGUAUGCUCCUCAACAUCAAAUCCUCAUUACUGGGGGGAAGAAAGGAGAUAUAUGUAUAUUUGACAUGCGGCAGCGGCAGUUACGACACACAUUCCAGGCACACGAAACUGCAGUGAAGUCUCUUGCUCUAGAUCCAUCUGAGGAAUUCUUUGUCAGUGGAUCUGCUGAAGGGGAUGUAAAGGUGUGGGGCCUAGGCAUUCACAACCUCAUGUAUGCCUUCUUAGGAGAGCACAGAAAAGAAGGCCUGUUUAGGUCCAAUAUAUCAGGGGUCCUUCAGGUGGCAGUCAGUCACAACAAGUACUUGUAUUCCUGUGGUGCUGAUGGCUCCAUGAAAGUGAGGCAGUUACCUGAGAAAGAACUGAUUGUACAGACAUAUCCAGCUUGAGCAGUCUGAAACUGCUUGUACAGACAUUGUUGCCUAGGGGUGAAAUACAAGCUUACACUGAUUUCAGCAGGCUUAAAUUGUCUGAAUGACCACACAAAUUGAAACUGCAAGUGCAGACAUGUCUGUCUUGAAAAGACUGAAACUACUAAAUGUAGACAAAUCAUGUUUGAAAAGCCUGCAACUGUGUGCAGGAAGAUACUGAAAUUGUGAGAGCAGGUAAAUCUACCACAUGGCUGAUGGUAUGUGCAGGACAGUGGGGUUAUAUGUGUGCAGAUGUUCAUAGGCAACUGUCCAAAAGUGCUGUUACUAAUUUAUAAUAGGGAAAUUCCCAAAUUUCUGGUACUGCUGUAAUAAGCACAUAACUGGAAAAGCCCCAAUGAAUGUAGGGAUUCCCUGAACCUGUCACGUAAUUAUAACUUUAAAAUGGAAAUCACAAAUAUAGAUGUAAUAGGAGGUAACUGCCAAUGUUACGGUCAUGAAAAAGUUGCAUCUGGAUAUCAAGAGCUGAGAGUGAAAGAUGCUGGUCUCUGAUUUCCCUCUCAUACCAGCGCUGGUCACUCAUUAAAUUAGAUGCCCAAAUAAGAGAGAAGUGAUAACAGAGAGUUUGAACUUGAAUAAAACAUAGUUGUUAUUAUUAUUAUCAUUAUUUCCUUGUGCAGUGUGGCUUGAUGUUUUGCUGUAUUGGUCUGCAGUGAUGAAAUGUCAGUUAUAAUGAUGGUGGGUACUAAUUAAUCAGAUGGCGUAGGAAGAUCUAGGCGAAAACUCAUAAAAUCACACUACUCCUCUAUAUUGGAAUGAAGCCAUUUUAAAGAAUAUAUUUGAUAUUCUUGGGUAGUAAAAAAGAUUCAAAGCUAUUUUAUUAAGAAAUUUGACAUGUUGAUAUGUACAUUUAUGUGGUCUUUCUAAAUAAGGUUUGAAGAAAAAAGUUGUCAUUGUAGAUGAGAGGCAACUUUAAUGUUACAGCAUCUGUAUUAUAAAAUCUGUAAUGUGUAUUCACAUAUAUCCAAAUAGUGCAUAGACUGUGAAGCAGCAGUAGUAUUCUACUGAGGGGUAAUGAUUCACUCUGAAAUUUUCUUGACAUGAUGCAUGCCACUAUCUGUUGUACUUGACUUGAAGUCUGUAUUAAAUGUACAAUGAACAAUUGAUGUAGCAAAUUAUUGGGUGCCUAAAUGUUAGCACACAAAGAAGUAUGAAAAAAAUGUUGACAUUUAAAUGAUAUAUUUGUGGCAACAUGAAGGAUGAACAUAGACAUAUUAUGGUGAUAGAAUCUGUUGUAACCAUGUAAAACAUCAGUGGUAAUCGGUAUACUGAUUAUUCAGAAAUGAAUGAUUAAGUUAAUUGCCUGAAAUAAGCUCACUUGUCUGAUGGAUAUAUGUAUAGUAGAAGACUGGAAGUGUCAGUGCAAUUCCUCACAUGGAGUUGUAAUUAUAUUAUUUAAAGGGAAUGAGAAUAUUAUGGCAUAUAUUAGGAAAGGGUGUAAUUUAGGUUUCAAUUUUAAGGAUGAUAGAUAUACAGGAGGGAUGGUAUUUGAGAAGACACAAACAACCUAAUAAUAACAGUUUUAGUAUUUAUUUUGCCAUUGUAAAUUUAAAAUUUUUUUUUCAAGAUUUUGUAAAUAGUAUGUCUCUUGACUUGUAAAGAUAAGUAUAGAUAUUGUGAUAAUAUGUCAUGGCAGGCAAAACGUGAUUCAAUAUUAAGUUUAUAUAUUGCUGUUCCUUGAAUGAUAGGGUUUGCAAUGAGUUGGACCCUGAAUAAUAACCACUGAUAUAAUAUUGUCAUAAGUAACCAUAGGUUUACUUACAUUUGCAGGAAAGGGGACUUCAUUAGCUAUGUUUAUGUGGCAUGUAGAUAUGAAGAUAUAGAUAAACAUGUACACAGAAAUAAAAUGUGGGUUCGAGUUCUAAAAGAUAGUCUGUUAUAAUAUUUGAAUUUGAACAAGAUGUUGACAGUCCUAAUGAGUGCUUUCAGUAUUGGUUGUGCAGAAAUCAUACGUAAAUAUCUUGAAGAAAUAUUAUGAUGUAAAACUUUUUUGUUGUUUUUCCUGUGUACCUUUAUAUGCUUUUAAUUGUUUGAUCAUAUAUUGUUGUACUGGACCUUAGUUGUAGGGUGUCUAAAGAACACUUUACAUAAACCCUGCACCUGAGGAUGAAUAUAUUGAAAGUGGCCAUUCAUAAAACCUCAGUUAUGUUAAUUGCAUGAAAUCAAAAAAGCUCAGUUGGAUCAUUACAUGAGAGAUUAACAGGAAAAUGAAAAGAUAUUGAAAAUCGUUUUGGUUAAAUCUGUUCAAGUUGAUUAUUCACUGUAAUCAAUUACAAGGCAUGGAUUGAACUGUUUAUUAGUAACCAUGUAUUAGAAAGUGGUCAAAAUGGGUAUGAUUAUGUAUGUUUACUGGAGAAUAUUAGUGUUUAGUUUGGCGGAAAUUGAAAGAUAUCCGCAUAGAAGAUUGUCAGAUAACUUUUUUCAUUUGCCUCUUACCGAGGCCACGCCUACAUUUGUUAAAUGGCAGGUCAGUAAGUGACACUCCCAACGAGAUGGUUUUCAGUGAGUUCCAUUAUGACAUGCUGUAAUGAGCAGUGUCUAAUAUUUGGAGCAAAUGGGGGAGAAAGUACUCGCAAUCAAAGAAAAAAAUGUCUGGAAAUACUAGAUAUUGUUCUCAUAGAGAUUUAGAAAUGUCAGUUGAAUGAAAAAUAUAUAGGCAAAAAA
Molecule: messenger RNA, 13096 nt
Organism: Lingula anatina
Lineage: Eukaryota; Metazoa; Brachiopoda; Lingulata; Lingulida; Lingulidae
Product: dmX-like protein 2
Biological process (GO): vacuolar acidification
Cellular component (GO): RAVE complex
Molecular function (GO): protein binding
Source: RefSeq, a predicted model, not a curated record